AUGUUGUCAUCAAACUUUUUCAUCAAACUGCUCCGUAUCACAAAGCCCCGUUUCAUCAAGCCCCGUAUCACCAAGACCCGUAUCACAAAGUCCCGUAUCACCAAGCCCCGUAUCACCAAGCCCCGUAUCACCAAGGCCCGUAUCACCAAGCCCCGUAUCACCAAGCCCAGUAUCACCAAGCCCCGUAUCACCAAGCCCCGUAUCACCAAGCCCCGUAUCACCAAGCCCAGUAUCACCAAGCCCCGUAUCACCAAGACCCGUAUCACCAAGCCCCGUAUCACCAAGCCCCGUAUCACCAAGCCCCGUAUCACAAAGCCCCGUAUCACCAAGACCCGUAUCACCAAGCCCCGUAUCACCAAGCCCCGUAUCACCAAGCCCCGUAUCACCAAGCCCAGUAUCACCAAGCCCCGUAUCACCAAGACCCGUAUCACCAAGACCCGUAUCACCAAGCCCCGUAUCACCAAGCCCCGUAUCACAAAGCCCCGUAUCACCAAGCCCCGUAUCACCAAGACCCGUAUCACCAAGCCCCGUAUCACCAAGCCCCGUAUCACCAAGCCCCGUAUCACCAAGACCCGUAUCACCAAGCCCCGUAUCACCAAGCCCCGUAUCACCAAGCCCCGUAUCACCAAGCCCAGUAUCACCAAGCCCCGUAUCACCAAGCCCCGUAUCACCAAGCCCAGUAUCACCAAGCCCAGUAUCACCAAGCCCCGUAUCACCAAGCCCCGUAUCACCAAGCCCCGUAUCUCCAAGCCCAGUAUCACCAAGCCCCGUAUCACCAAGCCCCGUAUCACCAAGCCCCGUAUCACCAAGCCACGUAUCACCAAGCCCCGUAUCACCAAGCCCCGUAUCACCAAGCCCAGUAUCACCAAGCCCCGUAUCACCAAGCCCCGUAUCACCAAGCCCCGUAUCACCAAGCCCCGUAUCACCAAGCCCAGUAUCACCAAGCCCAGUAUCACCAAGCCCCGUAUCACCAAGCCCCGUAUCACCAAGCCCCGUAUCACCAAGCCCAGUAUCACCAAGCCCCGUAUCACCAAGCCCCGUAUCACCAAGCCCCGUAUCACCAAGCCCCGUAUCACCAAGCCACGUCUGAAGUUUGAGUGGCAGGUGAACGACAUGUCAGACGCCAAAGACAGCUCCGUCUUCAUCGAUAAACUGGGAGGGAGAGGAGUCGUUAAAAGACUGGAGGGGAGAGAGUCUGAGGUCCCGACUCCUGAGAGGUCUGAGGUCCCGACUCCUGAGAUGUCUGAGGUCCCGACUCCUGACGCCGCCGUACAACACGGAAUCAAAACCAGACCUGGGUUCAAAUACUAUUCCAAAUCCUUCAGAUAG
Messenger RNA from Oncorhynchus gorbuscha (pink salmon), 1329 nucleotides. Its product is annotated as repetitive proline-rich cell wall protein 2-like. Lineage: Eukaryota; Metazoa; Chordata; Actinopteri; Salmoniformes; Salmonidae. The transcript has 3 exons. The record is from RefSeq and is a predicted model, not a curated record. Bases 1 to 1329 code for a protein of 442 amino acids.